This is a messenger RNA of Mauremys mutica (yellowpond turtle), 5405 nucleotides long. Its product is annotated as probable glutamate receptor. The transcript has 11 exons. Gene Ontology annotation, cellular component: AMPA glutamate receptor complex; dendritic spine; postsynaptic membrane. Gene Ontology annotation, biological process: synaptic transmission, glutamatergic; monoatomic ion transport; modulation of chemical synaptic transmission. The record is from RefSeq and is a predicted model, not a curated record. NCBI's taxonomy places the organism in Eukaryota, Metazoa, Chordata, Testudines, Geoemydidae. Bases 1067 to 2524 code for a protein of 485 amino acids. Gene Ontology annotation, molecular function: transmitter-gated monoatomic ion channel activity involved in regulation of postsynaptic membrane potential; AMPA glutamate receptor activity.
GUUUGCCUGGCCUUCCCGGGUUUUAACCCUGAGUGUAAGCAUCUGGAAUCUGUUCCUGCUAACCAGCAUUUCACCAGGCUGUUUGCCUUUUGGCUGGCACAGGCAAUUCACUGCCAGCGCAAAUCCAGUUUAUUCCUUGAGGCGAGGUGUGUGUGGAAAUAUAGAAAUAAAUCCAGGACUUUGCUGUAUGUGCUCUGUUGUAAAGGGCCGAGAGCUCAAUUUGCAGUGUAACCUGGGGAAGAGAGGGGCUGUUUUCCCUUAUGUGCAGUGGUGGUUGAUUUACCUGGUGUUCUGGCAACGGCUAACUGCAGCUGCUAAUCAGUCUCCACCCUGCAGUGAUUUUCCAGAAACUCAGGUGUGAAUCCCAGACUGAAUUCUGGCCCCUUCCUUUGGGAUUUUUAACAAUAAAACCCCACUUUUGAAGUCUCUUUAUGAAGAAGGGCAGCUGUAACGUUUACUCCCGAAGGGCUGCUUUUGCAUCAGCUUUGGUUUCUUUCAGCUCCUCUUGUUCUCUUUGGAGGGGAGGAGGAAAACCCAGAGAGAAUCCGCUAGGGAAACAACCGUGUCUUUGUAUUGUCGAGAGUGUGUGCGGGAUCCCGGGCCGGGGGUGAGCUCCACUAGAGCUGGGAGGAAGAAGUAAACAAUCAAUGGAGGCAUUUAAGAGGCAGUUUGAGAAGCACAGGUGCUGAAUGAGCCACUGUGGGAGCUCUCCAGCUGCUAGCACUUGAGGACUGGAUUUGUUGUUUUAGCCCUGGGUCCCUUCCCCUGCCGAGUUCCCACACUAGGGCAAUAGCUGCGGGAGCUUUGUAAGUCUGUCCAGCACCAAGAGCUGCUGGGACCCUCUUGGCUGCCAAGCUGACUGGACCCUGAGUAGUGCUAAGUGCCUCUGUUAAUGGGAACUGAAGCCACUCAGCACCUCCCUGGAUCCAGCCCUUUCUCAAGAUCUGACCUGUGUGAACUGGCCCAUGAGUCCUGAGCCCACCAUUCAAGCACGAGGAGCUGCUGCCUGGUUGUCCAGUUGAAAAAGGAGCAGGGCUCCCUCUGAGCACCAGCUGUUUCCGCCCUAAUGGAGGAAGCUUUUCGCUUGGCUUUGUGUGUGAUGAUGGGUCUGCUGCUCCUGCGGGGAUCGCGCCUGGCAGGAGCUAUCGAGACUGGAAACGCUGUCAGUAAGGGCAGCGAUGAGGAAGGAGAAGGGGCCGCGGAUCCGCAGACGCUGACUGUCACAACAAUCCUGCAAGACCCCUAUGCGAUGGCAAGAGGCGCAGAGCUGGAGGGCUACUGCCUAGAUCUGCUGGAUGCACUCGCCAAGAUGCUGCACUUCAACUACAAGGUGACGAUCGUGAAAGAUGGCCGCUACGGGGCGGUCUCCUCCGGCGGGAACUGGACCGGGAUGGUCGGCGAGAUCGUCAGACAGGAAGCAGACCUCGCUGUGGCUCCCUUGACGAUCACGUCAGCGAGGGACGAGGUGAUUUCCUUCACCAUGCCAUUCCUGGCCACGGGGAUUGGGAUCCUGUUCAGGAAGGAGGCUGCCUCCCAGGGUGCCUCUCUCUUCGGCUUCCUCGCUCCCUUCAGUAAGGAGACCUGGACUGGCGUGAUGGUUGCUUACCUGCUGACCUGCCUCUGCCUGUUUCUUGCAGCCAGGCUGAGCCCCUGUGAAUGGAAGGAGCCCAAGCGUGAGGAGAACCACUUCACCUUUCUGAACAGCCUCUGGUUUGGAGCGGGAGCUCUGACCCUGCAAGGUGCAGCACCUCACCCCAAAGCGCUGUCCGGGCGAAUCAUUGCUGCCAGCUGGUGGCUCUUCACCAUCUCUCUGCUGGCUGCCUACAUUGCCAAUUUCACCGCCUUGCUGCGCUCUGGGAACGAGCCGCUCCCGAUCCAGACUUUUGAAGAUCUCGUGAAGCAGAGAGAGAUCGAGUUUGGGACAGUAGAAGGUUCCAACACGUUUCAGUUCUUCAAGAACUCCAGGAAUCCCAUCCAUCAGAUGAUCUACGAGUACAUGGACAAGAGGAGAGACCACGUUUUAGUCAAAAACUACCACGAGGCAGUUCAGCGUGUGCUGGAAUCGAAUUACGCCUUCAUCGGGGAAUCCAUAUCCCAAGACCUUCUCGCAGCCAGGCACUGCAAUUUGAUCAGGGCCCCCGAGGUCGUUGGAGCGAGGGGAUUCGGCAUCGCUACAGCAAAGGGAUCACCAUGGGCCAAUAAACUCUCCCUUGCUGUCCUGAAACUGGGCGAAUCAGGCAACCUGGACUAUCUGCGUAACAAGUGGUGGGAGACCACCUGUUUCCAUAAGGGCCCAGACACGUGGAGUCCUCUGAAACCCCAAGCCAUGGGUGGACUUUUCCUGGUUCUUGCGAUCGGCCUCGCGCUGGGAGUGAUUGUGGCUUUGGUGGAGUUGUCAAACCGGAGCCGACGUGCUGCUGAACGGGAGAAGAAAUCUUGCUGCUCUGGUCUCAUCGAGGAGCUGAGUCAUCGGUUCAGAAUAAAAGAAGGUGCAAGAGAGAAUCCAGAAAAGGUUAAACCAUAAGAAGCUCUUUGGGGAGUGGAGUCUCAGUAUUAAUCAAUUUCUUUCCUACUGUGUGUAUUCACUAGUAGCUGUUUCUCUGCACUGGCACUAUCUCUCUGUACGCCUAGAGUGUAGCUUCCCUAGCACUAGGAAAGGUCAGUCUCUAUAACGAUUGAACCGCAUGCAGAGAACUACAGAGCUCAGAGGACUGAUUCCAGAUCCUAGCAGCUCUAGAGCGCUAAAUUCAGUUUAGCGCUGAUGACUGAAGAUGUCAGCAUCUGAUGGCUGUUGGAUGGUUUUAUGUAGGCCACCCCAGCUCAAAGGUUGAGGACUGAGCAAACGUGGCGAGUGAGCACCUCAUUCAUACAAGGUUCUGUCUACACUGGACUUGUCGGUGUGGCUGCAGCACCUAACAGUAGCAGCGAAGCCUUAGCAGCACGAGCCGGAUAGUGCCCCCUGCUGCUGGGUAUGUUUUGAAGCAAUUAGCCCAUGUUGCCACAGUUUCACUUCUCUUGUUAUUUGAACUAGCUUGGGUAUGUCUGUGCGCCACAGUCACACCUGACUGCCGUGUAGACAUACCCUUAGCAUAUGGCGGCACUGCAGCUGGGGACGUGACUGGCAGCUUGUGUAGGGUAAGCUAGCUCGAGUACCAGCUAGCACAGGUCUGGCUACAGGCUGGGCCAGGCCUGCCCUCGGCUGCAGGGUAGACGUACCUUUAGAAGUGGACCCUGCAGCUCAGAGUUGAGGCACAUAAGCAACAGCUGCUGAUGCAUCUCUGCACUGUCCCCUGGGCUGUACCUGCUCUGUGACAAAGCAGAGGAUUGUGGCUGUCAAGCCAGCAACUUCCAUCAGUGGUAAUUGCUCAAAACUGGAGCUGCAAGUGAAGGGGGAUCAGUGUGAAUAUUCUAGAACCAAGCGUAGGAGACUAGAAUGAGACUUUAAGACCAGCAUAAGAUAGAAUGAGCAGCAUUUUCCACGGUGCUGCCUAGGUUCCCGCCUGCCAUUUUUCAGGAUGACAAAGAUCAUGUCUGUACAGAGCUUUGAAUACUGAAAAUGAAACAAGUAUCAAAGAACAGCUUUGCUGGACAAAAUACACUUAUUCGGCUCCAGAGCAUGGGAACAACUGUAUUAAAAAGCAAACUGUGACAUUUAGCUUUUAAGUUAAUGCAGCUGCUUGGCACCUGCCAAUGUUCAUCAGUAUAACUUCCUCCCAGUGAGAUUUCAAAACAAGUCUGCUAGCCAGGAGCAUGUUGAAGGGCACAGAGGUUGAGAUUCACUCCCAUGCAAAACUUCCAGUCUCGGGUUCCUAGGUCUCACUCACCUACCACACAAAGGUGAGUUUUUCCCAGUGAAAAUGUAUUGGCAUCAGCCUAUUUAAUAAUAAAAAAAAAAAAAAAAAAGGGAGGGGGAUGCAAAUCUUGCUGCCUGCAGUUUUCGAAUUGAAUGACUCAGUAUCAGCCACCUGCGGAAAGAGUGACUGCAAUGAAAUAUGAACAGCUUCAGUUAUGCUGAGCUUGAAGUAGCUAAAAUGAGGUAAAUCAACUAAAAUAACCUGGCUCUUAAACCAGCAGGGCCAAUUUAAAGGGUCCCAGCUUAACUAAUGUGUGAUCAAACAUUGCACUGCACUGUUAUUACGCUUGGUUUCUGAGAGCUUUCGUUGCCUUUCAGAAGAUCUGGGCUUGGUGGCAUGUUACACAGCAUAUGCAUUGCCCUCCUGUCUAUACUGCCUUGUAUCUGUUGCUAGUUUUGCUUGGGUGUAGUGGGAAAGGGUAAAGAGGCAGAGUCAGUUUCAGUAACAUAUUGAAUAUUGGCAACUGCAAAGCUUGAGAAACCUGCAUUGCCUUGUAGCAGCAAAAACACCUGGAGAGAGUAUCUUUGCCCCUGGCAACUAAGAGUUCUGUCAAAGUGUAAGGGAUGCUAAAAACGCUAGAGGUACAGCCUGAUCACUUGGUUGAAGUUACUUAAGGACAUGUUUAAUCCCGGCUAUUAUAGAGUAGGAAUUUUCAAAUUAAACAUUCAAUGAUACUGUCCAUGUGGUUUGUUUUGGUUGAAUGAUAUAAGGGAUCUAAUCUAAUGGAGAAUAAAGUAUGUGGUGAUCUCCAUCUACCCCCGGAACGGUAAGAGCCCUUCACCUACUGUUUGGCUGGGUGGUGAGGGAAGAAUAAGGAUGUUGACUAUGGUUCAUAUUCCCGCUCUGGCUUAGUGUGCAAAUAUAUGGCGCUUUAGGGGGAGCGCAGACUCCUGUGCCGAGACUAUCCCUCCUCUUGUAAGAAAUAAGCUAGUGCUUUAAUACAAGGCUGAGAGCCACAUAGCAAAUGCCAUUUAAAACAAAACUAUGAAAGCUUGUCACCACUGCAAAGGUAACCAGUCCGCCCACUUAAAAAAAAAAAAGUUGUUUGAAAAAGAGCAUGUGACUAAAUUAAAUUAGUUCAUGACAAGUUGACUCUGCUCUUUCAUCCCAGCGCUUGUUGGGACCUGUUAAGUAGAAGUAGCAGGGUUGUACUCAGAGUCCCUUCUGAAUGUCAUAUUCAUAUAGCCUGCAGCAGCAGGAUGGCCUGGGGGGGUCUAGGCACUGGCCUGGCAUUUCUGUCUCAGCCGUCUACUUCCCCUCUCAUGCAGUUGGUUGGUUAAAAAAAAAAAAAAAUUUUUUUUUUAGCUACUAGUUGCAACACAGGAGUGGGUGUGUAAGUACCCCCGAGAGAGUUACGUGGAGUUGGAAUGCAAUAGGAUACUGCUGCUAUAUUUAAUGUUUUUGCAGUGAAAGUCAGUGAAGGAUCUGGAGUACACCUCUACCUCAAUAGAACGCUGUCCUCAGGAGCCAAAAAAUCUUACCGUGUUAUAUUGAACUUGCUUUGAUCCACUGGAGUGCGCAACCCCCCCCGAAGUUCUGCUUUACUGUGUU